UGUCAGUUUGUCACUGUUUGUGGUAAUCAAGUCGGUUGUCGUUGAUAUUUUUGGAAAUUUCUUUUUUCUUAACUUCUUUGGUAUUUAUCAAUUAAUCUGAUGUCGAUCCCAGAAAUCCGAUCAUGUCCACGAACGCCGUUCUCCCUGACGGUGGCAUUCCUGAGCCUGUCCCGGGAAUCAACGGAAUUGUCGAGUUUGUGAAGCAGUCACUGGCGAGUGGGGAACUCGCUGACGUGCGUUUUAAUGUGGGUCGCCAAACCGGUCUGGUUAAGGAUUUCUCUGCACACAAGUUCGUGUUGGGCUUUCGGAGCACGGUAUUUCGGACCAUGUUCUACGGCAGUCUGCCUGAGAAGCAUCCCAGUGCCAUCGAUAUCCCGGAUCUUCAACCGGACGCUUUCGCCAUCAUGCUCAGCUUCGUGUACACCGACGCAGUGGAUGGUCUGAGCGCUGACAAUGUUUUCGGGACGAUGAAGUGCGCCGAUAAAUACGAUUUGCCGCAGCUUCUCAAGAUCUGUACGGACUUCGUCGUCGACCAGCUGAAACCUGAAAACUGUCUGACGACUAUGAAACUGGCACUUGACUGGCAAGCGGAGAACAUCGUGGAGAAGUGUCUGGCUCUGGUGGAUACGAAAACUGCAGCGGUUCUGUGGUCGAAGGAAUUUACGAAAAUCUCGCGAUCAAUGCUGCAUACGAUUUUGCAGCGCAGCGAGCUGUCUGCGGAAGAAAACGUUAUCUACUUGGCAGUUGAACGAUGGGCAGCAGCGGCGUGCGCUCGUAGCUUCAUGGAUGCCUCGGGUGCAAAUCGCCGUAAGGUCUUAGGUGACGCUUUAUUUCUCGUCCGCUUUCCGCUGUUGGGUAACGCCCAGUUAGCUGAUGGCCCCGGCAAGAGUGGCCUGCUGACGGAAGCGGAGAUGCUGAACUUGUUUAUGUACCGGAAUGCCGCGGUGAAGCCACACACCCCGUUUCCCACAGCACACCGACGAUAUCCCUUCCGAGCGCCUUCGAGCCGGCCUCUGUUUUCUCUUAGUGGCGGUGGCUUGAAACGAUCGGCGGGAUCCGUUUGGCCGUGGCCGGAACCCGUUGGCGUACCCAGCCUGUUCGCAGCAAAGCGUCGAUGAAAAUGGAUGUUGUGUGAGGCACACUGUUGUGGUCAAUUGGCGUUUUGUUGCCGAUUGGGAUUAUGGAAUACAGAGGCUUUCUCGAUUUUUAUGAUUCUG
Paramacrobiotus metropolitanus is the source of this 1217-nucleotide messenger RNA. RefSeq names its product BTB/POZ domain-containing protein 6-like. The coding region runs from base 123 to 1118 and encodes 331 amino acids. Gene Ontology annotation, molecular function: protein binding. The transcript is spliced from 6 exons. The record is from RefSeq and is a predicted model, not a curated record. NCBI's taxonomy places the organism in Eukaryota, Metazoa, Tardigrada, Eutardigrada, Parachela, Macrobiotidae.